AUGACAUGUGUGCAGAAACGCAAUGAAGACGUCGCUCGAGAGCCUGAAGGUGGUUGGCUGACGGUGUGGAAGGACCCGGAGACAACGAGCAGCGCUCUCAAGCUGAAUGUGCGCUGCCUGUUCCUGGGGGGCCUCUGGUCCAAGUCCAGGGGUCCACUCUACCUGGCUUACAGCGCCUUCAUCCAGCUGUGCAGCUUCGCCUACAUCGCCAUGUGCAUGGUCAGCAUAUUCUCUGCGGAGGGCGACAUCAACGACGUUACGCUCACCUUGCUGCACACCUUCGAGGUGGUCUGUGGCGUUCUCAAAGCGGCCAUCUUCUACCUGAAACGGCACGAAUAUUACGAGAUCGUACGCAGCUUGGACGAACUCAUGUCCGCCCAACGUCAGUACUUAACUGUAAGCAGAGACCAAGAUCUGUUGGUGAUGCUGGAAGCAGCACACAAGAAAGCCAAUUUCUUGACGCUCGUGCUUACAGGGUACAUUUAUGGGCUAGUUUUCGUGUGGUUGCCAUUCCCUUUGAUACUUUGCCCUUCCGAAAGGUUACUGCCCUUGAUACCGCUACCAGGAAAAUAUUACAAGGAGCCUCUCUUACUCUACAUCACCGUGUACGCCAUUCAGAGUUUCGUUCCGCUUUCAUUGAUUAUGGUCGUGGACGGUCUCGACUGCUUCUUUGUGUCUUCGAUGGUACACACCGAAGCUCUCCUCAAAGUUGUGUCGGAGCGCAUCGCAUCUCUUGGGCACCUUCCCUAUACAGACUUCACGGUGCAGCGAUUUUCUGGUCUGGAGCAGGAAACACGCAGAAUGGAUGUUGGAAACAACUCAGAUUGGACAGCAGAGUUGCGUUCGUGCAUUGUGUGCUAUCAAAAGAUCAUAGAGUUUCUACAAAGACUGGAGAAGGCUAUGAACAUCAUGGUGCUUAUACAGCUUUCCUUCUCAAUGCUCAAUCUUUGUAUGGCAUUGUACCAGCAGACUAAAAUUCCGGAUUUGUCUUCAGCGCUAAAAUACAUACUUUAUCUACCGUUCCCUACAAUGAAAAUCUUUUUCUACUGUUGGGCCGCUCACAGCGUAAAGGAACAGCGGCCACGUUAG
Molecule: messenger RNA, 1089 nt
Organism: Schistocerca nitens (vagrant locust)
Lineage: Eukaryota; Metazoa; Arthropoda; Insecta; Orthoptera; Acrididae
Exons: 5
Coding region: 1-1089 (362 amino acids)
Biological process (GO): sensory perception of smell; detection of chemical stimulus involved in sensory perception of smell
Cellular component (GO): plasma membrane
Molecular function (GO): odorant binding; olfactory receptor activity
Source: RefSeq, a predicted model, not a curated record